This is a messenger RNA of Periconia digitata, 1877 nucleotides long. Lineage: Eukaryota; Fungi; Ascomycota; Dothideomycetes; Pleosporales; Periconiaceae. The record is from the annotation of a GenBank genome assembly.
GCGUUUCGAGGAUUGACGAGCGACGUUAUAAGAUGCCACCAUGCAAGACCAGGUCCCGUCUGAUACAGGACACAACAACAUUUGAAUGCUACCUCCACUUUCGAUAGCGUCACAUCGGACUCGAGUGGAUGCAGGCAAAGGUGGGGGGUGGGUCGGAGCGAGGCCGACCCGCCGUCGCGUCGCAACAUCAUGACGUGAAGGCAAUAUAUCCCACAGCUUUGGAGGGGCUGCGCUGUCCACUCUUCCAACAGUUGUAUCCAACCCUUCUCUCACCACAGACUACCCAUCUUUCGAGUACCUUUCCAACCAUCAACAUGGCUUCACCAAAAACCAUCCGCUGGGGUAUCUUGGCCACUGGCGGCAUCGCUCAGACUUUCACAAAAGAUCUUCUGGUAGACCCGACGACGCGCGGAGUCAAGCACAUCAAGCACACCGUGGUCGCUGCUUCUUCCUCGUCGUCACAAGAGCGCGCCCAGGCUUUCCUCAAGGAUGUAGGAGCUCCUUCGGACGCGAAAGCGUACGGAUCUUACGAAGACUUGGUCAAAAACCCAGACAUCGACAUCGUUUACAUUGCGACACCGCACUCGCAUCAUUACCAGAAUGCCAUGCUCUGCUUGGAAGCAGGCAAGAACGUACUGUGCGAGAAGGCCUUCACGGUGAACGCGGCUCAAACACGUGCUCUCGCUGAGAAGGCAAAGGAGAAGAACCUUUUCUUGAUGGAGGCUGUGUGGACUCGAUACUUCCCGCUGUCCGUCUACGUACGCGAGCAGAUCGAAUCGGGUCGCAUUGGCCCAAUUGCACGUGUGUUUGCCGACAACAGCAUGGCGACCAACCCCGAGGAGACUUGGAGCGACGGCAAGCACCGCAUGGUGAACCCUGAGUUGGCCGGAGGAGCCCUUCUCGAUCUCGGCAUCUACAGUCUGACUUGGGUCUUCCAGACUUUGUACCACACACAGCCUGAGAAUGCUAGACAACCACCCAAAGUACUAGCUGCGCUCAAGAACUACGAGCCUACAGGAGCUGCGGAUGAAUCAUCGACAAUAGUGCUGAGCUUCCCUCGCUCCAAGGAGGCAGGAGGGGAAGCGCACGCUAUUGCGACGACUUCGCUGCGUGUAGCUACCACUCCCGGUGGCAAGGAUGAUGUCCCUGGAAUCCGCAUCCAAGGACCUGGCGGUGAAAUCCAAGUCUUCCCACCAGCCUACCGUCCUACUCGCACUAGGAUAGUUCUCAAGGAUGGCACUGUUGAAGACAAGGACUGGCCUCAACCUGGACCCGGAAAAGGCAGCGGCUGGCGCAACGGCUUCGGAGGGGGCUCCAACGCCGAAGGCGAAGGCCACGGCAUGUUCUGGGAAGCAGACGAAGCCGCGUCUGCGCUGGUAGAUGGUAGAAAGGAAGGCAAGUACGAGAGUCUCGCCGAAAGUAUCCUGAUCAUGGAGGUCAUGGACGAAGUGAGGAAGCAGGGUAACCUCACAUACCCAGACAAGAUCGAGACCACAAAGUACCCCACACCGCUAUGAAUAGCUCCCCCGACGGAUCCCGGAUCCCGGUAUGAUAGCGAUCUCAGUAGUAUAGCAUCGUGAUUUAUUCCCAUACUUUCUCUCGAGACCUUCCGUUUACGGUAUCCCUCGAUCCUUUCUGUGCUGUUCAUUUGCGCGCCAACCAAUGAUACCUCGACUUCUUUUCGAAAUAUACACUCCGUCCCAAAUCAAUGAUCCAACUCUAUCGCAUGCAUUCCCCCCUCGAGACUGCUUUGCAGACUCCAGCCACGUUCUCUGCUCGUCGUACGUCAUAUUCUGACAAUUCGCUGGUCGCAUGGUCCGGGCUGCCACGCCAAAAACGUUGAAUACGCUCCUCAAUACGGGAUAGUAGCCACACAC